AUGGCUGCCACGAUUAUGAAAUAUUUUAUAACCCUUUGACUCUUCAAUUGUUUAGCAUUUGCUACUAUUGAAUUAAACAAUUUUUAUUACUUUACUCAAACUACCCAAUGAAACCAUUUGAAAAUUGAUUUCAAAAUAGCCAACGAAAAAUAUAUUCGGAUAUGGGUUGAAGUUAUAGACAAGCCCAAAGACUCUUCACCGCUUCUUGCACUUACUCCCCACCUCCGUGAGUGAACAAAACGAUUAGAAAAAAAUCUCUAUUUUUUGCCAAAAACCCAUCCUCCGUGAGCGAACAAAAAUUUUUUAUUGAAAAAAAAAAAUUUGAUAUAUAACUGAUAAUUAUUAUAAUCUAUAGCUAAUUCUAUUCAAUUUUAAAAAAAAUUUGCGUUUUAAACAUAAAUUUUAUAAAUUAAAUUAAUUUUUGCUUUCCAAUUUUUGCGAAUUAGGAUUUUUUUAAAAUUUCGGAAAAAAAAAUUUUUUUAUACAAUUUAAAAUACAAUUUUUUUUUAAAAAAGAUAUUAAUCACCUCCGUGAGUAAACAAGAUUUUUUUCUACUCACAGAAAAGGUGAGUUAGUGAUACUGAGCCUCAUUAUGGCGCGAAUUCCACUGAUGUCCAAGCUACUUAUAUCGACUAUGAAGGCUGGUUUUCAAAUCUCAAUUAUCAUUCGAUAAUAUUGGAGAAUUCCGGCACCCUUCCUAGCAUUAUAAGCGUCGGGAAUUACGAUUAUAAAGAAGGCGCUAUUCAGUACAAACUUAGGGUCGAUGCAAGUGAUAGCCUCCUCUGCCCACAAGACUGCAAUAAUAACGGGGCCUGUCAAGCCUUAAAUCAAUGCUCUUGCAAUCCGGGUUACAUAAAGCCAACCUGUGGAAUUCCCGCAGUUGAAAUUUUACCUUCCAAAACCGAUAUAAAAAACCCUAUAAAUGGCUUUACCUAUGGCUAUAUAAGCUUAGCGAACAGUAUUUUUUAUAUAGUAUCAUCAAGUUCUAUUGUUUUAAACAUAAACUGAGAUGGCCCAUACUGUAGACUAUUAUUAAAUUAUGAUGGAUCAGGGUAACUCUUAUGCAGGAAUUUCUCCUUGCCUUCAUCCCAUCAUUUUUAUUUAUCAGUAUUUUUAAAUGGCUUAAAAAAUCCAACAACCGCUACAAUUGAUAUCAGUGAUAUGAACGAUUUUCUAUAUGUCGCAGCUUUCCCAUUGGACUCUUAUAUCCCUAUUUAUAAUAAUGUAAAAUUUAUUAGUAAUAUAAAGAUAAUUUUAGAAAUUUUUAUGAACAAGUAUAAAUCUACAGCUUCAAAUUAUACGAUUUGAUAUGAAGAAAAAUCUUCAGACGAUGCAAGUGUGUUUAUUUUGAUUUACAUAAUAAUAAGCUGUGUAGGCGUGAUUACUGUAUUAUUUGGGCUGUUUUUUAUCUUUAAAAAGAAAUGCAAAGAGCAUCAUCUUGUUAAGGUUACUGAAGAAUCCCCUGGACUGUCUUCUUCACUUAUUAAUAAGAAAUACCCAGCUUUUAGGUAUUAUGAGCUGAAAUCUAACUCCUUCUUGGCAAGUCAGUCAGUAGGGGAUUAUUUUUUUAAAGAAAAUUUCCUGUUUUAAGUAUAUUUCAUAUGAAAUGAAAAAAUCUAAUUUGAUUAUAAAAUUUAUGUUUUAAUAAUACAAGCUGUUUAGAUUUUAUAUAAUUUGCUGGAUAUUAUUAUUAAAAUCAUUAAUUAUAUAUUGAGCAAUUAUUUGUUAUUAGACUCAUUCAAUAAGGAUUGAUUUUUUUGAAAUAGGAGAUUGUUUUAAUGGCUUUGCUCAGUAAAUAAGUGGGAGUAAGGAAAAGGUAGAAAUUACGUGCGCUAUUUGUUUUGAUGCAUUUCAUCCUACUUCUUGGGUUCGAAAGCUGCAUUGUUCUCAUUUAUUUCAUUCUACUUGCAUUGAGGAAUGGUUUAAAGCUAAUACAGUAAGCGAUAUAUAGACAUGCUGCUUAUGCAAAAGAGAUUGCUCUGCAAUAAAUAUGAUUGUUCUAAAUUUUUCCUUAUAAGUCUGCAAAACCAAGAAAAUAAUUUUUAAAUGCAAAUUAUUUUCAUUAAAAGAAAACUCUAGUUAAUUGCAUUAUUGUUUAGGCAGAUUGGCAUUUUUAUAUAAAAUAUACCUUUACAAUAAUUUUUUAAACUGUGGAUUUUAUUUCAAAAAUAUGAUCCUUUUUCACAGAGAGAAGGUAAGCAAUUUUGGAGAGGACGAGAACCUUUUUAACAAAGUAAACCGGAGCGAAAUAAAUACAGCAACGAAUAUUACGGAUACUUUCGAUGAUUCUAUUGAGCAGGUUUAA
Molecule: messenger RNA, 2305 nt
Organism: Blepharisma stoltei
Lineage: Eukaryota; Ciliophora; Heterotrichea; Heterotrichida; Blepharismidae
Source: the annotation of a GenBank genome assembly